Molecule: messenger RNA, 6951 nt
Organism: Populus euphratica (Euphrates poplar)
Lineage: Eukaryota; Viridiplantae; Streptophyta; Magnoliopsida; Malpighiales; Salicaceae
Biological process (GO): DNA integration
Molecular function (GO): RNA-DNA hybrid ribonuclease activity; nucleic acid binding
Source: RefSeq, a predicted model, not a curated record
UGUAUAUGGCUGAAAGCCCAAAUGUCAAAAAGCUGAGCAGAUCUCUCCUCGACAUUACAGCAAUGAUAUCAAGUUCAAGUUCAACCCACAUAUCUAAUGAAUAACGACCAUAUGUCACCAACAAAGUGUGAAUCUAUAUCCAAUAUGUUGCAUUCACAUUCAUGCAUCUCAUACAUUUGCUUAUAGAUUGUCAUAUUUUGCAUAUAACAGGUGAAAUAUAGGUCCCCAACUGAAACGUAUUCAUAAUACUCGUUCACGAAAGAAAAUGGAAAAUGAAGAGAGAGCUCAGUUAGAAAUGCAACACCAAAGAGAGUUGGAAAGCCUGAAAGAGGAUGUGGCAAGGCUCACUAGCUUGCUCGAGCAAGCUUUGAGGCCUAGAGCUGGGGAAGGAACAUCUUCUCAACAAACAUGUACACCUCAGCCUCCACCUUCCUUUAUUCCGCCAUUCGAACCUCAGCAUGCUGCUCCUUUCGCACCUACUCAAUCAGCACAUCCAAUGAGGAUCCCUCAUAUUGUGUUGACAGAAGAAGAACCUCAAAGGAACAAGAUAAUAGAGGAAAAUGGUCAUGAGAAACUAGCUGCCUUAGAAGAAAGAAUGAAGGCAAUAGAAGGGAAUAGUUUGUAUGAUCCCGUGAAGGCCGCUGAAAUGUGUUUAGUGCCUAACGUGGUUAUUCCUAGAAAAUUCAGAGUUCCAGAAUUUGUUAAAUACACCGGAACUCAGUGCCCAAUCACCCAUCUUAAAGCAUAUUGUAAUAAGAUGGCUGAAGUAGUCCAUGAUGAGAGAUUAUUGAUCCAUUUCUUUCAGGACAGUUUAAGUGAUGCUGCUCUUGCUUGGUAUAUGCGUUUGGAUAAUACCAAGAUUAAAGGAUGGAAGGACUUGGUUGAUGCUUUUGUUAGACAAUAUAAGUUCAACAUGGAUAUUGCCCCAGAUAGAUCAAGUCUGCAAGCCAUGGAAAAAGGCAAUAAGGAGUCUGUAAGAGAAUAUGCCCAAAAGUGGCGUGAAUUAGCUGCACAAGUAAGUCCUCCAUUGUCGGAAAGGGAGAUGACUGGCUUAUUUUCCAAUACUUUUAAAGCCCCGUACUUUGAGUACUUGGUAGGCAGUGCAGCACAAAAUUUCUCCGAUUUGGUUGUCAUAGCUGAAAGGAUCGAACAAGCCGUUCGGACGGGUAGGAUCGUGGAUCCUACUGAAAAAAGAGGUUUUAUUGGGAAGAGGAAAGAAACAGAAAUUCACAAUGUUGAAAGGGAAAGUAGAGGGAAGAAAACCUACCAAGAUAAUUACAGCUUUAAAAGUAUUCCACCUACCCCCUCUAUAUCCAAUAUAAAAUUCUCUUCACCUACAAACACCCAAAACCACCCAAUAAACAACCAAACCAAUAAUGCCUACCGCCCAAGAAGAAAUUUUCCAACAGAUCAAGUGCAACUUCCACCAUUACCCAUGUCUCUUACUGAAAUGCACCAAAGAUUGCUUAGUAUUGGGCAGGUAGCACCUAUUCCAUUAGAACCUUUACAACCACCAUUUCCCUUUUGGUAUAAACCCGAUCAAAAAUGUGAAUACCAUGCUGGUGUUGUUGGUCAUAAUAUUGAUGGAUGUAUUGCAUUCAAACGAAAAAUCCUUCAGCUUAUCAAAGCUGGUUGGAUUUCUUUUGAUGAGUCUCCAAAUGUGAAUUCUAACCCUCUACCAAAUCAUGCUUCUGGAAGCGGGGGAGUUAAUAAUUUGGAGAUAGGAAGGGGAAGUACAUCAACUUUAAGGGUGACUAUGGAUAGAUUGUAUGGGAUGUUGAGGCAAACAGACUAUUUAAAGACACCAGUCAAAGUACAAGCUAUAAGGAAUGAUAAUGAAUAUUGUAAAUAUCAUCAACAGCUUGGGCAUGAUAUCGACUCGUGUGAGGAGUUCCAUUUGGAGGUAGAAAAUAUGAUGACAUUGGGAGUAUUAAGAUUAAUAAAACCCAAAGAAGAUGAGUUGGUAGGAACAAUGACUGGUUGUAACAAGAAGGUGGAAGUUUGUAGAUAUAUACCAACCGAAAAGGGUCCACCAAAAAUGAUCCUAACCAAGCCUAUGAAUACUGUUAGCGGGAGUUUUAGUGCCCAACCAUAUAAUUAUGGUUAUUCCUUUCACAACACAAAUCCUGCCCCUGUUUUCCAUGCUGAAAUAGGAGGACUCACUCGAAGUGGGAGAUGUUUUACUCCUGAAGAGUUGGAAAAUCACAGAAAAGCCAAAGGAAAGGAUAUGGUGGAAUUGGCAAAGACCGAUGAGGUUAAUAAGCCAGUAAGUGAUGAAGAGGCUAAUGAAUUUCUGAAAUUAAUGAAGCACAGCGAAUAUAGUGUGGUUGAUCAGCUAAAGAAAACACCUGCUAGGAUUUCUUUGUUGUCAUUAAUGUUGAGUUCAGAAUUGCAUAGGAACGCACUUCAGAAGGUUCUUAAUGAAGCAUAUGUUCCUCAGGAUAUCACACAAGACUCCAUAGAACAUUUGGUGGGCAGGAUUCAAGCCACCAACUACCUUUACUUUACCGAUGAUGAGCUGGAUCAUGAAGGGAUCGGUCAUAAUAAACCGUUGCACAUCACGGUAAAAUGCAAAGAUUGUGUGGUCGCUAAGGUGCUUAUAGAUAAUGGUUCUGCUCUCAAUGUAUUACCAAGACAUGUACUUGAUAAAAUGCCAGUUGAUGCCUCUCACAUGAAGCCAAGUACCAUGACUGCUAGGGCAUAUGAUGGGUCACCUCGACCAAUCAUUGGGAGUAUUGAUGUUGAACUAAUCAUUGGCCCACAACCAUUUCAAGUCACAUUACAAGUAAUGGACAUUCAUCCAUCAUAUAGCAUGUUACUUGGGAGACCUUGGAUCCAUGCAGCCCGAGCUGUCGCAUCUUCUUUACAUCAACGGGUCAAGUUUAUCAUCAAUGGAAAUUUGGUGACUGUGAGGGCUGAGGAAACUUUAUCAACAAUGAAAAAUGUGUCGAUCCCUUAUAUAGAAACUGAAGAAAUUAAGGAUGGAAAUCUGCAUGCAUUUGAAGUUGUAAAUGCUGAAUGGGUACCAGAAAAUAUGAUACGAAGGAAACCAGAAAUUUCUGAAGCAGCAAAAAUGGCUGCUAAAUACUUCUUAAAGCAUGGACUGCCAUUUCAAUAUGACCACGCUACCGGAAUGCCUGAGAGGGUUAAUGUGAUAAAAAUGAAGUGCGCGGAUCAAAGGUUUGGCUUAGGGUUUAAGCCUGGGAAAGCAGAUUUCAAAAGAGCAGCUGAAAUUAGAAGAGAAAAGAGAAUGGCCCGGAUUGAAAGGAGAGAACCAGAUGAAGAUCGAAUGGAAAUCCCACCAAUCCAUGUAACGUUCCCAAGACCCGCAUAUGUGAUAAAAACUGAAGAUUAUGAGGGAGGAUUAAGAAAGGAAUUCAAUGGUGUUACUAUCAGUUAUCUUGAAAAAGACAGUGAACAAGAGUUAAAGGAGGAAGAUAGUACUCAUGAACAGUUGCCUCAGCUGACUAUUAGUGUUUUGGAAGAUGGCUCAUCAGAAUUCGUGAGGAAACUGGCUGAGGGAGAAGAUUUAGCAAAUUGGGAAAUUCAUGAAGUUCCAAUUAUUUUCAAAAAUUCCGCUUUCAGGAAAUCUGAAAGCGGAUUGUCAUACACCUCACAAACUCAUUGCACUGUGGAUAAUUGGCUUAACUUUGAUGAAAAUAUAAUUGCCAUGGAUGAGGAAGAGUUUGGUGAAGAGGAUAUACAUGAGUUCACAAGGUUAGUCGAACAAUCUGACCGCACAUGGAAGCCUGCAAAAGAAGAAUUAGAACUGAUAAAUGUGGGCACCGAGGAUAAUAAAAGAGAGUUGAAGAUAGGGAAGUUAGUCUCUACUGAUGGAAGAGGGAAAUUGAUUGCUCUUUUACAAGAAUAUGUUGAUGUUUUUGCCUGGUCAUACGCUGAUAUGCCUGGUCUGGAUACUGAUAUUGUGGUACAUAAGCUACCUUUGAUAGAAGGUUGUAAGCCAGUUAAACAAAAGUUGAGGAGGACAAGGCCAGAUAUACUAAUCAAAGUGAAAGAAGAAAUAAUGAAACAGUGGGAUGCUGGAUUCUUGGAAGUAGUCGAUUAUUCUCAAUGGGUGUCCAAUAUCGUAGUAGUGCCCAAGAAAGAUAACAAAAUCAGGGUAUGUGUGGAUUUCCGAGACUUGAAUAAGGCAAGCCCAAAGGAUAAUUUUCCUUUACCCCAUAUAGAUGUGCUAGUGGAUAGUGCUGCUAAGAGUUCUACUUACUCUUUUAUGGAUGGUUUCUCUGGGUAUAAUCAGAUUAAAAUGGCCGAGCAAGACAAAAAGAAAACAACAUUUGUCACCCCGUGGGGAACAUAUUGCUAUAAAGUUAUGCCAUUUGGAUUGAAAAAUGCUGGGGCAACUUAUCAAAGAGCAAUGGUGACACUAUUUCAUGACAUGAUGCACAAAGAAAUUGAGGUAUAUGUGGAUGAUAUGAUUGCUAAGUCUAAAGAUGAGGAAAACCAUAUCCCAGCUCUGAAGAAAUUAUUUGAAAGGCUGAGAAAGUAUCAAUUAAAGUUGAACCCUGCAAAGUGUACAUUUGGGGUGAAGUCAGGGAAGUUAUUGGGAUUUAUGGUAAGCAAUAAUGGCAUAGAAGUAGACCCUGAUAAAGUGAAGGCCAUACAAGCUAUGUCAACUCCUAAAACCGAGAAAGAAGUUCGAGGUUUUUUGGGGCGUUUAAAUUACAUUGCUCGAUUUAUUUCACAACUUACAGUCACUUGUGAACCAAUCUUUCGAUUGCUUCGAAAGAAAAACCCUGGAGUAUGGGAUGAAGACUGUCAAAAAGCAUUUGAUAAGAUAAAACAAUAUUUGCAAAACCCACCUCUAUUGGUACCACCUGUGCCUGGAAAGCCUCUCAUUUUGUAUUUAACAGUAACUGAAUCAGCAAUGGGUUGUGUGCUUGGCCAACAUGAUGAGACCGGAAGAAAAGAACAAGCCAUCUACUAUCUUAGUAAAAAGUUCACUGAGUGUGAAUCUCGUUACAGUAUGGUUGAGAAGUUGUGUUGUGCUUUGAUAUGGAGUGCGAAAAGACUCCGGCAGUAUAUGCUAUAUUAUACCACUUGGUUAAUUUCAAAGAUAGAUCCUCUGAAAUAUAUUUUUGAAAAACCGUACAUGUCAAAUAGGCUAGCCAGAUGGCAAGUGUUGUUGGCUGAAUAUGAUAUCAUCUACAAAACAAGAAAAUCUGUGAAAGGAAGUGCAAUCGCAGACCAUUUAGCUGAUAAUGCCCUUGAAGACUAUGAGCCAUUAAAUUUUGACUUCCCUGAUGAAGAUGUGUUAGUAAUAGAAAGUGAUUGGUGGACCAUGUACUUUGAUGGUGCAGUGAAUGUGUCUGGUAAUGGAGCUGGUGCUGUAAUAAUUUCUCCAGAAGGGAAACAAUAUCCCAUCUCCAUUAAAUUGCAAUUUAGUUGCACAAACAACACAGCUGAAUAUGAGGCUUAUAUUCAUGGAUUAGAAGCUGCAUUGGAACUAAAGAUACAAAAACUAGAGGUAUAUGGAGACUCCAUGUUGAUAAUCUGCCAGACAAAGGGGGAAUGGCAGACAAAAGAUGAGAAAUUGAAACCAUAUCAAGAAUAUCUCUCCAAGUUGGCUGAAAAGUUUGAAGAGAUAGAGUUCAAUCAUUUAGGAAGGGAUAAGAAUCAGUUUGCGGAUGCUUUAGCAACCCUGGCCUCUAUGGCCACAAUCGAUUGUGGUAUCAGAGUACAUCCUAUAGGCAUUGAUAUCAGAAGUUCUCCUGCUCAUUGUUAUUUAAUAGAAGAAGAAAUUGAUGGCAAUCCUUGGUAUGCAGAUAUAAAAAGAUUCAUCCAAUAUCGAGAAUAUCCUUCUGAAGCUUCAAAGACAGAUAAGAAGACGUUGAGAAGAAUGGCCAUGGAAUACUUUCUAGAUGGAGAAAUCUUAUACAAAAGGGCAUUCGAUGGGACUUUAUUAAGAUGCCUAGACAGAUCAGAAGCCAAUAAAGCUUUGUAUGAAGUACACGGAGGAAUUUGCACCACCCAUGCAAAUGGACACAUGAUGGCGAGAAAAAUGCAAAGAGCAGGGUAUUUUUGGAUGACUAUGGAGAAGGAUUGUAUAGAAUUUGUCCGAAGAUGUCAUAAAUGUCAAGUGUAUAGUGACAAAAUCAAUGCACCUCCAUUGCCCUUAUUCAAUAUGGUGUCACCUUGGCCAUUUGCAAUGUGGGGGAUAGAUGUGAUUGGGCCUAUUAAUCCAAAAGCUAGCAAUGGUCAUCGAUUUAUCUUGGUCGCAAUUGAUUAUUUUACAAAGUGGGUAGAGGCCUGUUCAUAUGCUCAUGUGACGCAGAAAGUGGUCAAGCGUUUCAUUGAGAGAGACCUAAUUUGUAGGUAUGGUUUGCCAGAAAGGAUAGUAACCGAUAACGCCAAGAACUUCAAUGGGAAGAUGAUCGUGGAAUUAUGCACUAAAUGGAAAAUCAAGCAUUCCAAUUCAUCCCCUUACCGACCAAAGAUGAAUGGUGCUGUUGAAGCGGCUAACAAGAACAUAAAGAAGAUUGUCCAGAAAAUGGUGGUUACAUAUAAAGAUUGGCAGGAAUGGCUUCCUUAUGCAGUGAUGCCUUUGGAAGUAAAGAUUCCUUCUUUAAGGGUCCUCAUGGAAUCUGAGCUAGAAGAGGCUAAAUGGGCAAGAAUACGAUAUGAACAGCUAAAUAUGAUCAAUGAAAAGAGAUUAGCUACAAUCUGUCACCACCAAUUGUAUCAAAAAAGGAUAGCAAGAGCAUAUGACAGAAAAAGUUUGACCAGAGAGUUUGAUGUAGGAGAUCUUGUAUUGAGAAAAAUCCUAUUACUACCUAAUGAAAAUCAUAGCAAGUGGGCACCCAAUUAUGAAGGUCCUUAUGUAGUAAAAAAGGCAUUCUCUGGAGGAGCAUUGAUACUGACAGGAAUGGAUGGAGAAGAGUUGAGUAGGCCAGUGAAUUCCGAUUCUGUGAAGAAAUAUUAUCCAUGAUUGUA